AUGCCUUCCGGAGUGAAGCUCCUAGUUUUCCAAAGAAGUUUUGAUCCGAGAAGUUUAUCUUGCAGCAAUGUUAGCAAACGGAUCAGGAUCCCACGAAAACAAGAGUUGGACCUUCCUUCCGAUGUUUUAGAACAGAUCCUGUCCUUGUUAAGCUCUAAGGAUAGAGCUCGAGCAAGUCUUGUAUCUAGAAAGUGGCGAGACAUUGCAUAUUCUGUCAAAAGGAUCCACCGCCCUCCAAAAUUUGUUUAUUUCGAUUUCAAUGGCAACAUUGGUAUCUGCGACCUUGCUUCCUGUCGCUCAAGCAGCAUCCCACAUCCAAAUCGACCAGGCGGUAAUGUUUGUUAUGCCAAGGAUGGUUGGAUGCUGUUCCACGAGUCGGAUACUGGGGCAAUGACUUUCUACAACCCUCACUCUGCAAACCGGAUUGAGCUCCCAAAAAUAGAUUUGAAGUUCUGUAAAGCCGCCUUCUCAGCUCCUCCAACCUCAACAAACUGUGUUGUAUUCCUGCUGCACAGUUGCAACACAGAGGCGUGUGUCAAUGCCGUCACUUGGUGCCCGGGGGAUACGGCAUGGACACUUUCCAAGUAUGAAUAUGAUCAUCCAUCCAUAAGCUCGACUUGGAAAAUUAUUGGUGACUACAGCGAAGAAAAUCCAUCCUGCAGCUCCUGCUGGAAAAGUAUUGUGGUUCGCUAUGGAAUUUUCUACAGUUUUAAUAUGUUUGGAGAUAUCGGAGUGUUUGAUCCGGUAAGGCGUACAUGGGGAGCUCGCUCCUGCAAGCGCCUAAAAUCCAUUCAGCAUAUGAACAAGCUUAGGUGGGAAUAUUUCAUCUUCAUGGCAGAGUACAAAGGCGACUUCUUUCUAGUGCACAUUAGGGGCUACCGGCCAGCAAAUGUCUACAAGUUGGAUGAAGUUAGCUACAGGUGGUACAAGGUUAAAGACGUAGGCGGUGCAACCUUCUUCUCAAGCACCAUUACAUCUCUCAUCCGGGAUGAUCUCCCGCAUGUCAUGAAGAACUGCGUGUAUUUCCCAGAGAUCGUGGAUGCAGAGAGGCACUGCUUAGUGUACUCUAUGAAAUUGAAGAAGUUCUAUAGGAAUCUGGAGCACCGUCCAUAUCUGAUUAUAAGAAAAUUCCCGGACAUCUGGAUGGACAUCAGCAAAGAUCCAGAGAUGAAAGAGAGGGAUGACAUUCUCAAAAUGAAUCGGAAAGUAUGGUUGUCAUUUGCACGGAUGCACCAUAAAGCUUUUGGGACAAAGCUCGCCCUUCGGGACUAA
Molecule: messenger RNA, 1272 nt
Organism: Andrographis paniculata
Lineage: Eukaryota; Viridiplantae; Streptophyta; Magnoliopsida; Lamiales; Acanthaceae
Product: F-box/kelch-repeat protein At1g57790-like
Exons: 2
Coding region: 1-1272 (423 amino acids)
Molecular function (GO): protein binding
Source: RefSeq, a predicted model, not a curated record